GCUGCGAAACUCCAGCUAUCGCUAUGAUUCCCCUCUCACGGCAACCCCCCUUCGACGAGAAACUAGUAUGCUUAAUGCAACGGGUCAGUCGCGAGCUCCGCGGCCUGGACGCCCUAUCGUUCGAAGAUAGUGGGGUAAUAGAGGCCGCCCUCGCAGAGGUUAGACUGGCAAAUACGGACAUGGUGAAAGCGUUAUUCCCGCUUAUUGCGCAUGUCAACUAUAUCGACGAUUGUCUGAUCCGCAGACAGGACAUGUGGGAUACCACUAGAGCCGUGAUGCUGUGGGUUGGUGGAGUGAAGUCCUUAGAGAGGCUUAUUUCGGGAAAGCGAGGUGGGUUUUACGAAGCACUCGAGAGAACAACCGCUUCUUUUGAAUCGGCUUCGGAGACGACAGAUUUGGCAUUCAAAUGCGGGAAAAAUAUGGCAGUUGCAACCGGCAGGCUCUGCAAUAAGAAUGUGUUGGAACUUCAAGGGGAGAUCUCGAAUAUUGGGCGAGAGUUGCAGGAUGUGGCUAAGCUGUGCGCUGAGGAGGAAGCGAACGUAAAACUCAAGGGCAAAUAUUUGGAGGGUAGGCUACACGCGGAGUUGCGGGGAAGAGAGGAUUUAGAAGAUGAGAUAUCGGAGGAGCCUGACCAGCGCGGAGGAGUUUUGAAGGUGAGCUACUGUAUCGGGCAAUGGGAUGUGGGUUGAAGCUGAUCGCACUAAGACCCUGGGAGAUGGUGCAAGAGCGAUGGUCUUGGGUUUAGCAUUCACUUACACCAUUCCCGGUGUCUUCACAUUUGGGUUUUUUGCCAGCAUUAGCGUUGUCACUUAUUUUUUGACCUCGUGGAAAAAGAUAUUGUGAGUAUGAUAGAUUUGCCUACUCUCGUGGUAAAUUCAACGGAGGGCUACUAAAAGAGGGUGCAGCCGUAGGGAAAAGGAUAAACAAAGUAUCCAGGGAAAGAUAAUGUACUCCGAACGGAAAAUAGAAGAACUAGAGCGCCGUCUAAAAGCAAUUGAGGGGAGGACAUCACAGCUCCACAAGGCAACAGAAGCGUACGAGGAAGCCCAACACUUAUUCAGUCUGCUAUCACCAAGGGCCGGGUCCAUGCAGUUGAUGACCAGUCAAUUUGAGACGCUUCUCAGCAGGCGGAAAACCCUGGCGGAAAAUCGCGUCGCCACGAUCCGCAGCAUCAGACCUCCGGACUCACCAUCGUGGUAUCGCCAUAGCAGGGCAGAUGUAGUUGCUCUUUUGGAGGGGAUCCUGGAACAGUUCAAGCAGGAUUAUGAACAAGAUACAAUCACAAGCGAGGAGGAAGCAAUCACCGCGGAGCUAGAGGAAAAACUCGGCUAUUUGCAAAGUAGAACGAGAACGCUCCAAAAGAUCCACGGUCGUAUCAGGAUCGAGAGCGAUGGCGUCGAAGACUCGGAUGAGAUACGGAAGGGUUCCUGGGAACACCUCCGGCUGAGCGCGAUACUCCUCGUUGGUGCCACAAUGGCUGUCUUCUACGCCUGGAACCACCGCCGGUGCUUCCUCCAAGCUGCGAAGUUCGUUACGAGGCAAACCGGACGGUCAAUCAUCUGGACGCUGAAAGGCGCCUUGAUCAAACUCUGGCAGACGAUGGUCAAUAUGCUCUUUGGUCUGAGAACACCCCUUCGCCUGCUCUGCGCCCUGGCACCCGGCGUAGCGCACUUUGCUCUGAACGUCUCAUUACGGCUGGGCCGUUUGGCCCUCGACUACGCAUUCAGGCUGCCCCUAAAGGUAAUGUUAGUGGUUGUGUUUAUGCUGUUCAGAAUGUUCACAACCAGGUUUGUUGUUCUUGGCGUUAUGGGCUGGUUUUUGGUGUAUCAUGGACCGGCCUGGGAUGAGAUAUGGGAUGUUGUGUAUGAUUGGGCCGUUUGGGGGGCCAUGACUGGGUGGAAGUGGUUAUGGGAGUUUUCGGGGUCUGAGGGAGCGAGUCAGGCGUUGGUUAUUGUAUCGUGAGGGACUUAGUGGCAAGUAUUGUGGGGGGGGGGGGGAAAGAAAUAGGAGGGGAAGAUUGGGAACUCGGUUUGAAUCGGUGCUGUUAGUAGUGGUCACGGAAUGAUAGAUAAUAGGUUUAUGUAGAGUUUGGGAGUCUUCGCCUUUUCGCAAAACUUUUGCUCCUCUUGGUGUUUUCUGCCGAGUGAUAUGAUGUGAUAUACUUACAAUAGUGUCGAAUUUCAGGAGAAAUAUAAACCGGACUGAUCUCGUCUACCAUCGACGCUAAAUCCACCGUGUGCCCAUUACCAAACCCCACAAAGAUGACCAGCAUCCGAAAAAAAAAGUGGGGAUCGGCAAUCCGCACCCGAGAGUUGGCCUUCUAUAACUCAAGUCUCCUCCUCGUCCCAGUAAACCCCAACCCUAGCCUUUCCCUCUUUAUCAAUGUAACCCCUAAACAUCCCCCC
Molecule: messenger RNA, 2405 nt
Organism: Tuber aestivum (summer truffle)
Lineage: Eukaryota; Fungi; Ascomycota; Pezizomycetes; Pezizales; Tuberaceae
Source: the annotation of a GenBank genome assembly